CCUGAUAGUUGAGGCUCUUCCAUGUUGGAAAGAUGAGGCAAACCCGCUUGUGCUACUACAGAAUCCGGGAUGCGGCCUCUGAUUGGAAAGACCCUUCUCAGGUCCUUGGGGAUCUUUUUCAGAAGUUCACUCCCAGUAUGCCCAGUCAUAGACAGUCUGAACACACUAGUCUUUAAAAUGUCUAGAAUUACUUGACAUUCUUCAGUUUAAAAAAAUGAGGGCCCCAAAAACUUGUGAACGUGUUUGUAUUUUUAUUCUUUGCUGUUUUAAUUCUCCGUAGGUCCCAUCUACCCUUGACAAUUGAGUGGGACAGCCUGGAAUAAAAUGCCUUUUGGGGAUUGUUAGCUUCAUUUUAAGCUUGUCUUUUAGAUAUUUCUAGAGAAAAGAAUAAUAGUUCUAAGGAUCAAUUCUAAGUUCAUCUUGAUUUUUAAGCUUAUCUGGUAGUUUUAGUAAAGUGUGUUUUUUUGUUUGAUUUUCAAGAUCGAAAAAUGAGCAUCAAAUGAGGAAUAAAUCAAAUUUGGGAUUUUAAGCUCCCUGAGGAGGUUAAGCUCCUAGUUUGUAAUAUGUGAAUUUUAUUUCGUAACAAAAUUAUGACACUUUUAGUGAUUUUCCUGUGUUUUAUUCACUCAUAGAUUUUUCUAGCUCUAUAUAUAGCUGUGUGUUGUUACUAGCUUACGUAUAUGUGUGGUGUUUAUUUAUUCAUUUAUUUUUGCUUAGACGUAGAACAUUUUGCUUCAGAGCAAAGACAUGGGGUCUAGUCUGAGCUAAACUUUGCUGAGCCUGUAUUUCCUCAUUUGUAAAAUGAGUUGGUUUUUAAUCGCACUGUUUAAGAUUUCUUUAGGCCCUCAGAGUGUUUGGCUUCUGUGGGAGUGACAUAACUUUGAACUUCAACAGCAUUUUGAAAAACUGCCUUAUAAAAUAUAAUCCACCUUAAUCAUGACUGAAAAGCAGAAUUGUGAAGCCCAAGUUUGAUAGCAAUUUAAAUUUUUUCCUUUGUGGGAAAACUUGGAUCUAGGAAGCUUACCUCUCCUUUCCCUGCUUCCACCCUACUGCUGUCCAGGUUCCCAGGAUCCCCUGCCACCCUCCCUGCCGCUGUGGCUCAUGCUUUCUCCUGCCUAGAAUAUCAUCUCUCUUCCGUUCCCUUAAGUCCCUGAGUGGUGCAAGCGGUUUGCGAUCAUCUUCUAACAUAAAGAACCCAUUACCAGACUCGGGUUGACUACCAGGAAUAGGCAGCUUCUUCUUGGUCUUCUGGUGACCGGUGGUGUGUUGAAGGAGAGUAACUGGGCACUGAUGGGAUACAAAUGAACAAUUGUGGAUCUUUGGGGCUGUUGUGAAAUCAGGGUUUUCUGAGCGUCGUUCCUGAUGCAUGAAGUCGGUUCUCCUGCAUCCUGCUCCGUGAAUCCAGUGCGCACUUGAAUUAUGGUUAUAAAUCAAGGCCUCUAAAAUGCCCACUACAAAGAUGCGGUCCUGGAGGGCCAGCCCGAAGCCACAGGGAGGAGGACGGCGCUCCAGACAGCACAGGGCGAACACGUUGAGAAAAGAUGAAUGCAUUUCUUUACUCUGUCCUCACCUUCCUCACCUGGAGAGCAACGGUUUGUCUGCAAUGAGAGCAUCUUCUCUGCAUUUCAGGGACACCCAUCCUGAGCUGCUGUGAAUAACUUUGGGAUGAUACUGUGUAUUUCCAUCUAAUGGAGAAUUAGCUGGGUCUGGAAUACAGUUUGCUGCCCUGGACGACUUGAGACUAUAGCUCACAAUGUCAUCGAACCGGAGCCAGAACCCCCAUGGGCUGAAACAGAUUGGUCUGGACCAGAUCUGGGAUGACCUCAGAGCUGGAAUCCAGCAGGUCUACACCAGGCAGAGUAUGGCCAAGUCCAGGUACAUGGAGCUCUAUACCCAUGUGUACAACUACUGUACUAGUGUGCACCAGUCAAACCAGGCUCGGGGGGCCGGCGUCCCUCCCUCCAAGUCUAAGAAGGGACAGACACCCGGAGGAGCCCAGUUUGUCGGCUUGGAACUAUACAAACGACUUAAAGAGUUUUUGAAGAAUUACUUGACAAACCUUCUUAAGGAUGGAGAGGACCUGAUGGAUGAAAGCGUCCUCAAGUUCUACACGCAGCAGUGGGAAGACUAUCGGUUUUCCAGCAAAGUGCUGAACGGGAUCUGCGCCUACCUCAACCGACACUGGGUCCGCCGUGAGUGUGAUGAAGGACGGAAAGGAAUCUAUGAGAUCUAUUCACUUGCAUUGGUGACUUGGAGAGACUGUCUUUUCAGGCCGUUGAAUAAACAGGUAACAAAUGCUGUUUUGAAACUGAUCGAAAAGGAAAGAAAUGGUGAAACCAUCAAUACCAGACUGAUUAGUGGAGUUGUACAGUCUUACGUGGAAUUGGGACUGAAUGAAGACGAUGCAUUUGCAAAGGGCCCUACGCUAACUGUGUAUAAAGAAUCCUUUGAAUCCCAGUUUUUGGCGGACACAGAGAGAUUUUACACCAGGGAGAGUACUGAAUUCUUGCAGCAGAACCCAGUUACUGAAUAUAUGAAAAAGGCAGAGGCCCGGCUGCUGGAGGAGCAGCGCCGCGUCCAGGUAUACCUGCACGAGAGCACGCAGGAUGAGCUGGCGCGCAAGUGUGAGCAGGUGCUCAUUGAGAAACACCUGGAGAUCUUCCACACGGAGUUCCAGAACCUGCUGGACGCCGACAAGAACGAAGAUCUGGGCCGCAUGUACAACCUCGUGUCCAGGAUCCAGGAUGGCCUAGGGGAGCUGAAGAAGCUCCUGGAGACACACAUCCACAACCAGGGUCUCGCUGCGAUUGAAAAGUGUGGAGAAGCCGCGUUAAAUGACCCCAAGAUGUAUGUGCAGACCGUGCUCGAUGUGCACAGGAAGUACAACGCCCUGGUCAUGUCUGCCUUCAACAACGACGCUGGCUUUGUGGCCGCGCUCGAUAAGGCCUGUGGCCGCUUCAUCAACAGCAACGCAGUGACCAAGAUGGCGCAGUCAUCCAGCAAGUCCCCGGAGCUGCUGGCGCGGUACUGCGACUCCUUGUUGAAGAAGAGCUCCAAGAACCCAGAAGAGGCAGAGCUGGAAGACACGCUUAACCAAGUGAUGGUGGUCUUCAAGUACAUUGAGGAUAAGGACGUGUUCCAGAAGUUCUAUGCGAAGAUGCUGGCCAAGCGCUUGGUGCACCAGAACAGCGCAAGUGACGACGCUGAGGCCAGCAUGAUCUCUAAGCUGAAGCAAGCCUGUGGCUUUGAGUACACCUCCAAGCUCCAGCGCAUGUUCCAGGACAUUGGCGUGAGCAAGGACCUGAAUGAGCAGUUCAAGAAGCACCUGACCAACUCAGAGCCCCUCGACCUGGACUUCAGCAUCCAGGUCCUGAGCUCCGGGUCAUGGCCCUUUCAGCAGUCCUGCACCUUCGCUCUGCCCUCAGAGCUGGAGCGGAGUUACCAGCGGUUCACAGCCUUCUAUGCCAGCCGGCACAGCGGCAGAAAGCUGACGUGGCUGUACCAGCUCUCCAAAGGGGAAUUGGUAACCAACUGUUUCAAGAACAGAUACACCUUGCAGGCAUCGACGUUCCAGAUGGCAAUCCUGCUGCAGUACAACACAGAGGACGCCUACACCGUCCAGCAGCUGACCGACAGCACACAGAUCAAAAUGGACAUUCUAGCCCAAGUCCUACAGAUUUUAUUAAAGUCAAAGUUACUGGUCCUAGAAGACGAAAAUGCAAAUGUCGAUGAGGUGGAAUUGAAGCCAGAUACCUUAAUAAAAUUAUACCUUGGUUAUAAAAAUAAGAAACUAAGGGUUAACAUCAACGUGCCAAUGAAAACUGAACAGAAGCAGGAACAAGAAACCACACACAAAAAUAUCGAGGAAGACCGCAAACUGCUGAUUCAGGCAGCCAUCGUGAGGAUCAUGAAGAUGAGGAAGGUCCUGAAGCACCAGCAGCUGCUGGGGGAGGUGCUGACACAGUUGUCCUCGCGCUUCAAGCCGCGGGUCCCUGUCAUUAAGAAGUGCAUUGACAUUCUGAUUGAGAAGGAGUAUUUGGAGCGAGUGGACGGUGAAAAGGAUACCUACAGCUACCUGGCGUAGCCUUCCAGGAGGGUGUGGCCAUGCGACCACGCCACAAGGAGGGAGGACGCUGCCACCCCGCUCUCGGGGGCCCCCGGGCCGCCGCCUCAGCCGAGACCGACACCCCAGGGCAGCCUCAGGCCCACACCGAACCGCUCAGGACUGACACUUGCCGUCUGUGUUCACAGACGCGACGCCAUUUAACCUAAUUUAAGGACCGAGGGGACGGGCCUCUGCUGAGGCUGCAUGCGUCACAUCAGCACACGCGGCCAGAGGGCAGGUCCGCGGCCCCGCGCCGCCGCCGUGGAGACAUUUGUACAGUGUGCUUCAUUUUUUAAUGUGUGAAAAUAAAGAGAAUUAAAGGAUUUCUGUAAAA
Loxodonta africana (African savanna elephant) is the source of this 4439-nucleotide messenger RNA. It is a transcript of the gene CUL1, whose product is annotated as cullin 1. Gene Ontology annotation, cellular component: SCF ubiquitin ligase complex. Lineage: Eukaryota; Metazoa; Chordata; Mammalia; Proboscidea; Elephantidae. The record is from RefSeq and is a predicted model, not a curated record. Gene Ontology annotation, biological process: SCF-dependent proteasomal ubiquitin-dependent protein catabolic process; protein ubiquitination. Gene Ontology annotation, molecular function: protein-macromolecule adaptor activity; ubiquitin protein ligase binding. The transcript is spliced from 25 exons. Bases 1754 to 4084 code for a protein of 776 amino acids.